AUGUCGCCUUUCAAUCUGACGGAAACCUCGUCCUUCCACACCCUAGAAAUCACUGUGCUAUCAUGUGAAGACUUGCGUAUUAAUGGCAGAUCGGUGAAGAAGAACACUUGUGUUGUUGUUCGGACGGACCCUCUAAACUUUCGCGAAACAACAACCGACACCGAAGGAGGAAGCUAUCCUUCAUGGGACCAAAAACUUGCUCUAGAUAUGUCAAUGCGAGAAACCUGUAUAACCCUAGAAGUGCAUUGCAGGACUCUUUCUGUGGAUAGAAUUAUUGGUUCAGCAAGAAUGCCUGUGAGUGAUUUCAUGGGAGGGUAUUUCCCAGAGGGUUAUUUGAGCUUUUUGAGUUAUAGAUUGAAGGAUCCAAAAGGAUUUGAGAACGGGAUUAUUAAUGUUUCGGUGAGACUGAGAGCGCCGGAAUAUUUGGCCAGGAAGAAGAAGGUCAUCUUGCCCGAAGACAGAUGUUCGACAACACAUCCCGCGUUGGCAUUGCCGGCAAUGGAUGGAAAGAAUUAUGACGGGGUUGACUGGUAUUCCUGCUCGAAAUACUAA
Molecule: messenger RNA, 552 nt
Organism: Populus nigra (black poplar)
Lineage: Eukaryota; Viridiplantae; Streptophyta; Magnoliopsida; Malpighiales; Salicaceae
Product: BON1-associated protein 2-like
Exons: 1
Coding region: 1-552 (183 amino acids)
Biological process (GO): defense response
Source: RefSeq, a predicted model, not a curated record